Cyphellophora attinorum is the source of this 1440-nucleotide messenger RNA. RefSeq lists its product as uncharacterized. The transcript has 3 exons. Gene Ontology annotation, molecular function: protein binding. NCBI's taxonomy places the organism in Eukaryota, Fungi, Ascomycota, Eurotiomycetes, Chaetothyriales, Cyphellophoraceae. The record is from RefSeq and is a predicted model, not a curated record. The coding region runs from base 1 to 1440 and encodes 479 amino acids.
AUGCUAUUGGAAUGUCUUCCCAACGAGAUCCUCAACGGUAUUCUUGGCGACUUGCAUGCAAGUGACUUCGAGCAUGCAGCGCUCACCUGCAAAGCGUGGUACAGGCUACUGGAGCCGUCUUUAGUACAUCACAAUGACAUCCGCCGGAAAUGGCACAGAGUAAAAUUCGGCGACCGGUCAGGUCCACAGCGGUUCCUGGGCAUCGAGCUCAAUUCGGCUUUGCAGCUCCUGGUCAGAAUUGCCCAGGAGCCUGUCAUUGCAUUGUACAUCACCCACCUCGACCUAGGAAAGAUGUCAAUCGCCCUGUCAUCCAUCGCCAAUGGCAACAGGGAGGAUCGAGAUGCUGGCAUAAUGUCUAACGGAAAGCCCUCGGACCAGGCUAGAGGGCUGCUGGUAGAGUGUGCGAGAGAUUCGGUCCACCUCCGAGAUUUGAACAUCAAGCCCGAGGAGUGGCUUGCUCACGUCGAGCAGUGCAUCCUAAGCACCAAUUGGGACAGUUGCCUCGAGAAUCAAAUGAGAGAGAGUGACCACAUUGACAGAUCGUUUCCUGACGUCUAUAAUCUCAUCGAUAUGCUCAUCGCGCGAGCAAAUGAUGAGUCUCUUAGGGGACAACCGCUAAGCAAGCUAAAGACACUCGGCUCGGAAGACAUUACGCAGCACAAGAGAGAUGAUCAGUCUUCCAUCAUUCCAUUCAUGUCACUCAAGUCGUUGCGCACAGUCUCGUCAUAUACGCGCAACUGCGGACGGCCUACCAAUGCAGACUGGCUCGUCCGUUAUCAGCCACUCGGGCCGAAUCUGGAAGAAGCGACACUUCGUGGUGUGGCGCUGGACGCUUUAUCGAGCAACUUGCUGCUGCGUGCCAUGGGCAGUCUCCGUUCAGUGAAGCUGCAACUCGUCACCAGGUUUGACCUUGGACCUCGCAAAAUCAUUCCCGCGCUGCGACCGUGCCGUGGCGAUUGGCUGGACGACGAUCCGAUCCGCGGAAUGCAUGGUUUCCGGUGUCUGAAAGAGAUCAAGAUAUUCACCGGCUUCCUUUACAGGGCGCAAGAUCCAUACAUCAGCAAUCAAACACCAAGCGAAUUUGGCCCACAGUCAUGUCCAAAGCUCGAAGAGCUUCUGAUAAACAGUCGUCAAACACUGCAGAGGGUACAGAUCCACGUCGGCGAUUACGAAGCUGAUGAGAUAUGCGUGACGAGACUGCUCCAAGGCAUUGAACUUGGAACCACGCCCUUUACAGCACUCCAGCGAGUCAAACUGGUCUUCGGUGCAAACAAUGACCCAGGUAGCACUACACGCGUGACAAAGAAAAUGCUCAAGGCAAAGGCGAGAACAUACAGAGAGAAGCUGCACCUACAUCCCGAGUUCGAGAUCGACGUCAAGGACUAUUCCGGGGAGCUCUCGUCUGAGUCAGAGACGGAGGCAGACUCUGUAACGGGCUGA